AUGCAGGUUUCAUAUGCAAUUACAGGAGCCAAUCGGGGCAUUGGUUUUGAGUUCACAAACCAAUUGAGCGCAAACCCGAAUAAUAUCAUUUUCGCGUUUGCAAGGAACCCGGAGGCGGCGACCAGGCUACGUGAUUUACAAGCCCAACGCAAGAACAUACACAUUAUCAAGCUGGAUAUCAGAAGUUUGAGGGAACUGGCGGAUGCUGUCGAAUACGUUGGUUCAAUAACGAAAGGAAAAUUAGACUGGCUCAUCAACAAUGCUGGUUACAUAGAGCCGUUCCGAUUGUAUUUCGUAUCUCCAGCAGAAUACCCAAUUGAAUCACUCGCAGAGGAUCUGGGGAUUUCUCUCGAGACAAACGUCAUUGGUGUUUCACAAACAAUCAAUUCGUUUUUACCGUUACUCAGAGCCGGGAACCACAAAAAGGUCAUAUCUCUAUCAAGUGGACUAGGGGAUGAAGAGUUCACCAGACUUUGCGGAUUUUCCCCGCAUAUGCCAUACUCUGUAUCGAAAUACUCGCUCAAUCUCAUGAUCCUGAAAUAUGCAUUGGCAUUGAAGGAAGAAGGAUUUAUAUUCUUGGCGAUUUCGCCAGGCGUAGUCGACACUUUCGAGGGGCCACCCCCGCCUCCAGAGUUGAUACUCGCAUACGCGAACAUGUUUGACAAAUUCAAGACCAUGUAUCCUCAUUUUGAAGGACCAGUAGAACCUCGGUUAGCUGUAGGACAGAUGCUUGAAGUAUUCAAGCAAUUGAAGCCUGAGCACAGUGGGAAUUUUUGCUCACAGUACGGCCCCACAUCGAGGACAUGGUUGUAA
Rhizoctonia solani is the source of this 813-nucleotide messenger RNA. RefSeq names its product short chain dehydrogenase. The record is from RefSeq and is a predicted model, not a curated record. Gene Ontology annotation, molecular function: oxidoreductase activity, acting on the CH-OH group of donors, NAD or NADP as acceptor. The transcript is spliced from 9 exons. Bases 1 to 813 code for a protein of 270 amino acids. NCBI's taxonomy places the organism in Eukaryota, Fungi, Basidiomycota, Agaricomycetes, Cantharellales, Ceratobasidiaceae.